UUUUGUGGGACAGACCUAGAAGAGCUGUGAAAGAGUAGAAGGUCAGAAGGGGAAGCAGCAGGGGCAAAAGAGCUUGCACAUUUUACCUGUGAUGAAGAGAGAAGUUGAAACAUGACUGCUCCUACCUACCAAAACCUCUCUCUGUUGUCUGUCCCCUUAACUGCUCAUCUGCUCUCAACCGUCUGCUACAACCAUCUGUACUAUCAUGUGGUUAGAGACACACUGGAAGAACAUCCGUCAAACCUUGUUGCUUCUUUUCACUGCUGCUCUUCUCAUUGGGGUCACCAUGCUGGCCAUUUCAUCUAACAUCAAUCCAGUCGGCUAUUUCUUCCUAGGGGUAGGGGGAUUGUGCCUGAUCGGCUAUUUGCUGAGUGUGUUUGUUGAGUGUUACCUGAGGAAUCAGCACCAACAUGAUACAAAUGAGAUACCUCCAAACAGGCAAAGCCAAGCAGGGGUGAACACCGCCUAUGAAGCACCCACCUACGAGGAGGUGAUGACCAUGUCAGUUCCAGCAAUAUGGACGAUUGCAUCCAAUCCAGGCUUAGUGCCCUCACCACUGAAUGAGCCUCCUCCUUAUAACGUAGUUAUUGAAUCAUCUGCCCAAGAAGAGAUUAUGGUGGAGGCUCUUAGGGUGUCAGUGGCAUCAGACAGAAGGCGCACCUCUGAGACAGACACAGGCUCCAGAAUGCAGUUGCAGCUGGUGCUGCCCCCAAGACUGCAGCGGUUUGUUUCUGACAUCCAUGAAGUGAAAGGUAUUGAAAACAGUUUUGAGCCACUAGAGCCACUCACUCCACCACCUGCUUAUGAGAGUGCCAUCAGCGAUGAGGUCUUUGAAGAUGCCUUCCAGCCCUCCAUAUUAUGAUGAAUUUCACUUUCCACGAAUGCAGAACCAAACACCCUCCACAAUAAAGGGUGCUCCUAGAGGGAAGAUGAAAGAGCUGAGAUUUUUCACGCCUGAAACUGUGAAAGUUUGUCUCAUCAUUCUUUGAACCAGAGUUGAACUACAGACACAGCUUCUGAUGCCACUGGAAUCUUUUUGCAUAAAAUAUAAAUCAAUGAAAUACCACAAUACUUUGUCUUGGCAGAUACAUAAAACUACUGUGAGGGAAGUUGUGUUAUAUAUGGCAAUAAUUCUCAAACUGGAAAUAUACCUUUAUGGGGCAGGAGAGUGAAUCCUGAGAAGAGACAAGGUUGCCAAAGCAACUUCAGCUGUGCUGCACUGGAGCAUGAAUGAGGGGAGGGCGGCUGUCUUCAUCUGGAAGCUGACACCAUCCCUUGGGGUUGAAAAGCUGAUGGCAAGCAUGGCACCAUGAAAUGACUUCUUUUUUUCACAAUGUUCUCAUCCCACACAGGCUGCAGUGGUGGACAAGAGGGAGGUAAUAGCAGUUUUUCUCCUGUAAGAGAGGCCAGCAGUGGGCUACAUACAUAUAUAACUGUCCUCUCCCCGGACCACCAGUCUUUGCAGCUCUACGGGAAGGUGUAUUUCUCUGCUGUACUACAGUCCCAGACAGAUUGCGUGAGAUACUUUAUUGUCAUCAUGACAAGUAUUUGCACGGAAAGGUCAAUGCUCCUCCAGUCCUCCGUAAUGAUGCUGUGCAUGGAGGCUUCUCCCUGGCCUCUGGAAUGGGACAGUCUGUCUGCCGAGGCCACAGCUGCAGUGGAGAGCACCUGAGAGUAACUGUCCCGAGGCACAUGCGGUCUUCAUCAUGACAACUCUUGGUUGGAGCCAGGUUCUAUUUCUCAUUGAUCAGUGACACUGUGCAGUCUUUUAAAAUGGGCAAGCUGAACUGAUAGGUUCUGCAGCGUUAAAGUGGUCCGCACUAUGCAAAGAGACAUUCGUGCCUGGUGAAUGUCCAGAUAAAAAAAAAUAUGGUGGUCCAAAUUUCCUUAUGAAGGAGAGUAGCAAUUGACACAACCUUGUCACAUACGACUGCAUUGAUCUUUAAUUCAUAUAAGGAACCACCAAACCAUAGGCUAGAAGCAAAUAAAUUAUUUAUUGUUUCAUUCUUUAUAGUUCGAAGGAAAA
This is a messenger RNA of Tyto alba (common barn owl), 2026 nucleotides long. RefSeq names its product transmembrane protein 139 (gene TMEM139). The record is from RefSeq and is a predicted model, not a curated record. The transcript has 4 exons. NCBI's taxonomy places the organism in Eukaryota, Metazoa, Chordata, Aves, Strigiformes, Tytonidae. The coding region runs from base 206 to 862 and encodes 218 amino acids.